UGUGUAUAUAUAUAGGUCACAAAUUAAGACCAAACAUCGCCACCUUAUAAAUAAGUUGUGUUGUACGGUAAAUGUUAAUUAGUUCUAUAUCCUCCACUUUCAUAGUAUAGUUCAAGUGAUGAUGAGAACACCAAGCAAUGAUGAAAGUGGUUUGAAGAAGGGUCCAUGGAGUCCAGAAGAAGAUAAAAUACUAGUGGAUCAUAUUCAAAAACAUGGUCAUGGAAGUUGGAGAGCUCUUCCAAAGCUUGCUGGAUUGAAUAGAUGUGGAAAGAGUUGUAGACUAAGAUGGAAUAAUUAUCUAAGGCCUGAUAUUAGAAGAGGAAAAUUCUCUGAUGAAGAAGAGCAACUUAUCAUCAAUUUGCAUUCUGUUCUUGGAAAUAAGUGGGCAUCUAUAGCAACACAUCUUCCAGGGAGGACUGAUAAUGAAAUAAAGAAUUUUUGGAACACACAUUUGAAGAAAAAGCUAAUGCAAAUGGGGUUAGAUCCAGUGACACAUAGGCCAAGAACAGAUCACCUAGACCUUCUUAGCAAUCUACAACAAAUAAUAUUGAAUGCAGCAAACAUUGUUAGCAAUUGUGACAUAAAUAAUGCUCUAAGGCUACAAUAUUCAUUGCUCCCACAAAGUUUGGUGAAUGGUGUUUUGGGAUUUAAUAAUAACAUACAAAAUUUUUAUGAUGGUUCAAAUAUUGGUAUUUCUUCUCAAAUAAUUCAACCUAAUUUGCAAAACUUUGAAGCCCCUCUUCAACAAUUUCUACCACAAGAAUGUGAUGAGUACACUCAGAAAUUUGAUGAACAAAUUGGUAACACAAAUGUUGAUUCCGCAAUAUCAACAAAUUUGCUUCCAAAACUGGUUUCGAUUUCGCCUCAACGCUCAGCAACGGUUAAGGUACGCGAAGAAAACAUGAUGAUAAAUGAAAAAGAGUGUUGUAACACUUCUUCCACCAGCUUUGAAACUUGGGGAGAUUUCAUGAAUGAGGAUGCAAAUGAUGCUUAUUGGAAAGAUAUCAUAGAACAACAAUAUUGAAGCCAGCCAUAGCCAACAGUCUCGUGAAGGAUACAGCAUUUUGGUGGAUUAGUUAUCAUAGCAAUAACUAUGGGGAUUUAUGAUAUAUAUUAUAAGGAUCAACACAUUGUUCAUUUUAGUGUAAUAAACCGUUGUUCAUAUAUUUAUAAUAAUUAAUAAUGUAUUAUUUGUGGAUGGAUUGUACACCGUGGAGUUUGUAAGUAAUAUCAUAGGUUACAGCUUAUGUUCAUGUUCAUCUUUUGUAUAAAAAUGCAGUUGCAAGCUUUCCUUAAUUAUUUUUAAUGUAGUCUUUAAAUUUAUAUUAAUUGUAAGUGUGAAUGGUUGGAACAUUGAGCCAUGAAAAAGAAGAUGCUUGCAAUCUA
Messenger RNA from Trifolium pratense (red clover), 1386 nucleotides. Its product is annotated as transcription factor MYB92-like. Lineage: Eukaryota; Viridiplantae; Streptophyta; Magnoliopsida; Fabales; Fabaceae. Bases 119 to 1024 code for a protein of 301 amino acids. The record is from RefSeq and is a predicted model, not a curated record. The transcript has 4 exons.